Ornithorhynchus anatinus (platypus) is the source of this 5554-nucleotide messenger RNA. RefSeq names its product formin binding protein 1 (gene FNBP1). Gene Ontology annotation, biological process: endocytosis; signal transduction. The coding region runs from base 272 to 2233 and encodes 653 amino acids. NCBI's taxonomy places the organism in Eukaryota, Metazoa, Chordata, Mammalia, Monotremata, Ornithorhynchidae. Gene Ontology annotation, molecular function: protein binding. The transcript is spliced from 18 exons. The record is from RefSeq and is a predicted model, not a curated record.
UUUACGGGCAGCUGAUCAGAAAAGUAGUCUAAAAGUGCAAUUAGGAUUUAUUUGAACUCUAACUUCUUGUUGAGAGCCACGUUAAGUGAACUUCGUGUUUUUCAACUCGUCUAAGGCAGCCCAUAAAGUUCAACAAAUUAGAGCCAUUCUCGUCUUAGAGCAGAGUUACUGACAGCCAUCUGCUUUUUCUUCUCAAACCGUUAUCUCGUUUUUUGUAGUAAUUUUUCUGUCAGCAGCAUUGCAGCCUUUUACCCCUUAUUUACUGAAUUGCAUGAUGGGCGCCUGCCUCCCCAAACUAUCCUUGUUCAGUGAACCCGUAGAGCCGACCAGACUAAUUUACAGAGCUAAAUUCCAGAGACAGCGGGAUCAAUUUGACAAUUUGGAAAAACACACACAGUGGGGAAUUGAUAUUCUAGAGAAAUACAUCAAAUUUGUAAAAGAAAGGACAGAGAUCGAAAUCAGCUAUGCAAAACAACUUAGGAAUCUUUCAAAGAAAUACCAACCUAAAAAGAACUCCAAGGAAGAGGAAGAGUACAAGUAUACAUCAUGUAAAGCUUUCCUGUCCACAUUGAAUGAAAUGAAUGAUUAUGCUGGGCAGCAUGAAGUUAUUUCAGAGAAUAUGACUUCACAGAUUACCUUGGAGUUAGCACGUUAUGUCCAAGAACUGAAACAGGAGAGGAAAUCGCAUUUCCAUGAUGGUCGCAAGGCACAGCAGCACAUUGAAACUUGUUGGAAGCACCUUGAAUCAAGUAAACGGCGAUUUGAGCGGGAUUGCAAAGAAGCCGACAGAGCGCAGCAGUAUUUUGAGAAAAUGGAUGCUGACAUUAACGUUACAAAAGCAGAUGUUGAAAAGGCACGACAGCAAGCUCAAUUAAGGCAUCAAAUGGCAGAGGAAAGCAAAGGAGACUACUCAUUGACCCUUCAGAAGUUUAAUCAUGAACAGCAAGAGCAUUAUCGGACUCAGAUACCAAACAUCUUUCAGAAAAUCCAAGAGAUGGAGGAGAGGAGGAUAGUGAGAAUAGGAGAGUCAAUGAAAACGUAUGCAGAGGUGGACCGCCAGGUGAUACCUAUCAUUGGGAAAUGUCUGGAUGGAAUAGUAAAUGCAGCCGAGUCAAUUGAUAAGAAAAAUGAUUCGCAGUUGGUAAUAGAAGCCUAUAAAUCAGGGUUUGAGCCUCCUGGAGACAUUGAAUUUGAGGAUUUCACACAGCCAAUGAAGCGCACCGUGUCCGAGACCAGCCUUUCAAAUUCCAGAGGUGAUGGUAAAUCGGAACUCAAAUUCGGUGGCAAAGCGAAGGGCAAAUUGUGGCCAUUCAUCAAAAAAAAUAAGCUUAUGUCCCUUUUAACAUCCCCCCAUCAGCCCCCUCCUCCUCCCCCUGCCUCUGCCUCACCCUCUGCUGUUCCCAACGGCCCCCAGUCUCCCAAGCAGCAAAAGGAACCCCUCUCCCACCGCUUCAACGAGUUCAUGACCUCCAAACCCAAAAUCCACUGCUUCAGGAGCCUAAAGCGCGGGCUUUCUCUCAAGCUGAUAUAUUUGAAUACGCAAGUGCGGAGUCUAAUUGAGGGAGCCGGACCAGAGGACUUCAGCAAUCUUCCACCAGAGCAGAGAAGGAAAAAACUACAGCAGAAAGUUGACGAAUUAAAUAAAGACAUUCAAAAGGAAAUGGAUCAGAGAGAUGCAAUAACAAAAAUGAAAGAUGUCUACUUAAAGAAUCCACAGAUGGGAGACCCAACCAGCUUGGACCACAAAUUAGCAGAAGUAGGACACAAUAUUGAAAAACUGAGACUCGAGAUCCAGAAAUUUGAGGCCUGGUUGGCCGAAGUGGAAGGGAGGCUACCAGCACGCAACGAACAGGUCCGACGACAGAGUGGAUUGUAUGAAACCCAGAACGCAUCGACCGUCAAUAACUGCGCACAAGACCGGGAGAGCAGCCCAGAUGGCAGUUACACAGAGGAGCAGAGUCAGGAGAAUGAAAUGAAAGUGAUGGCAACGGAUUUCGACGAUGAGUUUGAUGACGAAGAACCACUUCCUACCAUAGGGACUUGCAAAGCUCUUUAUACGUUUGAAGGUCAGAAUGAAGGAACAAUUUCGGUUGCGGAAGGAGAAACGCUGUACGUUAUAGAAGAGGACAAAGGUGAUGGGUGGACACGGAUUCGAAGAAAUGAAGAGGAGGAAGGUUAUGUUCCAACUUCCUAUGUCGAAGUCUAUUUGGACAAAAAUGCCAAAGAUUCCUAACGGAGGCGAGCUGGUCCAGAGCCUCGGGGUGGAGCGGUCACAGGAGGAGGAAGACACAAACGGCCCGCUUGUCUCCAAAGGCCGCUGAAACCCACCCAGGAAAACGGACUUCUGGGUCUGGUUUAGAGUUAGCACUUGAUCUCAAGCCGAAAUGUCACCCCCACGUUAUUCAGCUGCUUGCUCUUCCUUACGGCAUGCUAUUCGUCGCCCAAACUAACUCAUAGACCAUUCUCUUGGUUCUGUCAGGCCGGCCUCCGCCCGGGUGAGCUGUGUCGUCCCGCCCUUCCCCACACCCCUCUUCCCACAGGGUCCCCCCGUCCCAUCCCCACCAACUCACCAGUCAGCACCAGGGGUGCCUGAGUAGGUGCCAGCUGACUUUUUUAGCCUUUCCGGGGCCUUUGGCCCACCUACCAUGAAUGCCCUGAUCCAACCUCACUUCGAAAUGUGCCUUUCGGGAUAAUUCUGUAGUCAGUCUCAUGUGAAGACUACAGAAAUCUAGAAAUGGAGAGCCAGGACAUGCGUGGGCUGGACCGAACGCUCCGGUUUCUUUUUAUUUAUCUCCACAGGAAUCGACAGUCAGUACUGCCUACCCGACAAAAGAUCAUCCCCGUUCAUCGGAAUUUUUUUUGCCCUUUCUGUGGCUGGAACUCAGAUGUCUCACCAACACUGGCCUCUCUAGGUUUCUCCAGCCUGACAGCUCAUUUCUGCGCGCUUUGCUUCCUCGCCCACAGGGGCACUCGUCGGUCCGAAGCCGGCUUUUCCGUGCCCCUGAUGUCUGAUUUUGAAAUCUCGAUUCGGUCCGCAUGUCCGCCCCGCCUGUUCCCACCUUUCUGAAAGUCGAGUGACUUGACGGUCCGUCGUUGCUUCCGCCGCCUGCUGACUUACAGCUUCGGAUGUGUUCUGAGGUGUUGAGUUGCAUGUCAGAGGAAAUCGAGUGCUCUGCGUUUGCUGGGGCUCUUCAGUUAGCAUCCGCUCCCCACCAGCAUCUUUAAAGGAACAAGUGUUCUGUGGUCAUGCUGGUUUCUCUACUGAUCUCGUGACCAGGAGAGCAGAAAUAGCCACUGUGGCCUCUCUGAACUUUGUCCACAAUCACUUCAUCAUAGCUUUUUCGCGUGCAGUUCUCCCCGUGUUUAAAGCCUCGUUCUUCUCUUCGGGAUCUUCAGACCAUACGAGGGUUAGCAGCAGACAGUCUACUUCAGAGGUAUUUCAUUUUCGGUCCCAGUAGCUCUUUGGGGGCCCCGGGCCAACUGAGUGGAGGGGAGAACAGCGGGGAAGAGCAGUUCAGAGCUCUCGCCCGUUAGAAUAAGUUCAAGGACAAUGAUAUUCGCCCCAGCUUUGCUUGGGUCCAAGGUAGUCAGAACGCCUUCUCCGUAACCUGAUCAGAAGGCUCUUUCCACUCACCCUCUUCGAGGAUCGAAAAGGUUGGAGGUUAUUCUCCGUCAGAUAAGGAGUGGCUAUUGGCAAGGGAGGCUCGGAACCGAAUCAGGAGUGGUCGAUAGGGUCAUUUUAUAGGGGAAGGGAUCGAAGUAUUCAAAUCAACAGGUGAGAGGUGAUCAACAGGACUAGGGAAGAAAGGGACAUGUUAAACGAGGAGAGUUUUCUUCCCUUCCGUAUAGUCUCCCUCUUUCUGUGCACUCGCUCCCGUAGCCUCCCCUGUUCCCCCCAAGUUGGGGGUGAGGUUCGAACACCUGACAUUUCACCCCAGGCCCCCCCACCCAACCCCAAAACCACAAGACAGGAGGUGCAACAAGGCCACCGAGGCAAGAGAAAUUCAUUUCUAGAGUUGUUCAUACUGGGGUUGAGAUGGAAAAAAAAUGAGAGAGAGAGAAAAUGUAUUCAUGAUAGGAGAAGGCAGACUGGCUGACCAAAAUGACGUUGACAUUCAUCACCAGGAUCUCCAACUGCCAGACUAGACUGGCGCUCCCAGGCCCGUCCAAGCGACGACCAAAUUCUCCCAGGGGCGGGGAGGGGGGUGGGGGAGGUUGCCUCACUAUCCAUUCCACUGCCAAACAUUCUCAUCUUGUCGUUGCUGCUAACGUCUAUGUGUUCCACUUUUUAGACUCAUUCCAAAUCAGGACCAUUUUCCAAUCCUCUAAUCACACAGACUAGCCUUCGUAGAUGAGCUUUUAGGGUCUCGGAACAGGGUAAAGAAAGGUUUGCUGCCACUUUCUUAUCGCACACAACUAGAAGUGUUUUGUUUUUUGGGGUUUUGUUUUUUGGCAUACAGAAAGAUAUUUUUUAAGCUGCAGUAAUUUAUUCUUUUAAGUAUCUGAUGAAGCACUGCUGGUCCCUCACUCAGAUUCUGCGUCCCCCGCCCCACCCCUCCUCCUUCCUCUCUGCCAGCUACGGCCAAACAAAAAAUAAAAAUGUUUCGUUUUUACAGGUUUUAAUCUAGGCGGACAGUAUAUUAUUGUCGGCCUUUGUGAAAUGGUAGUUUCUGGGUUCCCACACAGCGAGGUGGAAGGAGUGUUAGCUGGGAAAUAUUGGAUCGAAGACAGUGGUGGGAGUGUUAGAGUCUUACUCGGAGAACCCGUAAACGUUGUUUAAUUAUUUGCAUCCUGAUAAAGCUGGGUAGUCAUUAAUGGCGCCACAUCAUUGUGACUUCCUUUCUUAUCCCAUCGCUUUCCUCUCCACCACUGUUGGAGUUCCUAGAGAUAGCCACCUUGGGGAUAGCCCGUCUUCUAACGCUUGAAAACGAAAAGAGGUUGCCAUCUAUUGAGAGGUAGAAUCCAGAAUUUCUCCUGGAUUUUUUUGGAGGGGAAAGUGGAAUGGCAUUGAUAACUGUGAAGGGAUUUUUCCUUGAAUGUUUUUAAAUCGUUCUCAUCUUGAAACGUAAGUUCGCUCAGUCUUUAACGUUGUAAAGCGAGACUCACCACUGUCCCCCCUUUCCCUUCCCCAACCAGGGAUCUGUAAUGCUUUUCAUUAACAUUUGUAAAUAGAGAAAAAAACAGACUCACCAAUAAUGGGAAAAGUUGUGUUAAUGCUGAGUAUUUUUCCAAAUGGUUAUUUUGGUUUUACGCUUGUUGAAUCUUCGCCUCCCAUGCUGAAAGUAUCAGUUUAAAGUAAGCCAGAUUCUAUUUUAACAUAACAAUAUCGAGUACUUUUUUUUAUUUUCAACCAUGUGUCUGUGUGUGCUGAGCACUAACUCUAGACUUUGACGGCGUUUCAAUGAUGUGACUCAUCGCCAUUGUACAAGUCCUGGUGAGCCCAUUCAUUUCUGGAGGUGGAAUUCAACCGAACCAAGUGCUUCCAUUUGAAAGUGAACAUCGACCAUGUAACCAAGUGAAAUCACUAAAUAAACAAACAAACAAAAAAAACUAA